Molecule: messenger RNA, 927 nt
Organism: Anolis sagrei ordinatus
Lineage: Eukaryota; Metazoa; Chordata; Lepidosauria; Squamata; Anolidae
Product: olfactory receptor 5V1-like
Biological process (GO): G protein-coupled receptor signaling pathway
Cellular component (GO): membrane
Molecular function (GO): G protein-coupled receptor activity; olfactory receptor activity; odorant binding
Source: RefSeq, a predicted model, not a curated record
AUGGACAAUCAAAACCAGACCUCAAUUAUAACAUAUUUUGUCCUCUUGAGAUUUUCAGAUAACUCAGCAAUGCAGGCUUUCCUGUUCUUGCUGUUUUUCUUUGUGUAUGGCAUCACCUUGCUGGGGAAUGUUACAAUUAUCAUAGUAAUACAGUGUAACAAUCACCUCAAUACUCCAAUGUAUUUUUUCCUUGGUCAUCUGGCAUUUCUUGAUAUCUGUUUUUCUUCAGUCACUGUUCCAAAGCUCCUAGUGAUUUUGUUUGUGAGCCAGACAAUUUCAUAUAAUGGCUGUCUCAUUCAGAUGUUCUGUCUUUUUCUCACAGCAGGCACUGAAACAUUCCUUCUGGCAGCAAUGGCUUAUGACAGAUUUGUUGCCAUUUGCAAGCCUCUGUAUUAUAUACAAAUCAUGAAUAGAGCAUUUUGUAGACAGCUAGUAGGUGGUGCAUGGACAAUUGGGAGUGGAUAUGCUAUGAUAAAUACAUUGUUUGUACUGAAACUAGCCUUCUGCGAAUCAAAUAUUAUCAGGAACUUCAGCUGUGAGUUUCCAUCUCUCCUGGCCCUAUCCUGCACAGACACUUCCCUAAAUGUAAUCAUACUUCUUGUAACUGGUGGUGUAGUAGGAAUUUCCUCACUCUUUAUUAUCAUUUUGUCCUACAUUUACAUUAUCUCUACUAUCCUGAAAAUGCAUUCAGCAGAAGCCAAAAGAAAAACUUUCUCCACAUGUAGUUCCCAUUUAAUUGUUGUGAUUUUGUACUAUAGCAUGGGAUCAUUUAGGUACCUGAGGCCUGAAACAGUUUCCUCAAUAGUUGUAGAUACACUCUUUUCUAUCCAAUAUAACAUUACAACAUCCAUGUUAAAUCCCAUUAUCUACAGCUUGAAGACCAGAGAAGUGAAGGAGAGCAUCAAGAAACUCAUGGGGUAUAAAUAA